AUGAGGCUGGGUGCGAGCGGGCCGCACAGCACGUACCAGCAGUUGGCGCACGCGUUGCCGCGCGAGUACGGGUUGGGGUUGGCCACGCCGCGCCGCGACGAGAACGAGCCCUUGAUCUGCAACACGCGGCGCGCGGUGACGCUGACGUGUCGCAGGGCGCACUUCGUGGCGGAGGGCGAGGUGACGUUCCGCGCGCUGCUGUUCGUGCCGCGCGCGCAGCCCGCCGACUCGUUCAACCGCUACGGCACCAAGACCGACCACAUCAAGCUGUACGUGCGCCGCGUCUUCAUCACGGACGAGUUCAACGAGCUCAUGCCCAACUACCUCGCCUUCAUCCAGGGCAUCGUCGACUCGGACGACCUGCCGCUCAACGUGUCGCGCGAGACGCUGCAGCAGCACAAGCUCGUCAAGAUCAUCAAGAAGAAGCUCGUGCGCAAGGCGCUCGACAUGCUCAAGAAGAUCCCCGACGACGAGUACCAGCACUUCUGGAAGGAGUAUUCCACUAAUGUGAAGCUGGGAGUGAUCGAGGACCCGUCGAACCGGUCGCGGCUGGCCAAGCUGCUGCGCUUCCACUCGUCGCGCGGCGCCGAGCAGACCUUCCUGGCUGACUACGUGGCGCGCAUGCUGCCCGCCCAGAAGCAUAUCUACUACAUCGCCGGCGCCAGCCGCGCCGAGGUGGAGAAAUCCCCGUUCGCGGAGCGGCUGGUGAGGCGCGGCUACGAGGUGCUGUACCUCACCGAGGCGGUGGACGAGUACUGCCUCUCCUCGCUGCCCGAGUUCGACGGACACAAGUUCCAGAACAUCGCCAAGGAGAUCUUCGACUUGGAGGAGGGCUCGCAGCAGAAGGAGCGGCUGGAGGCGGAGCGCGCGCAGUUCGAGCCGCUCACCAAGUGGCUGGGCGAGAAGCUGGGCGCGCACAUCACGCGCGCGGCCGUGUCGCGCCGCCUGGCGCGCUCGCCCGCCGCGCUUGCCGCCACGGCCUUCGGCUGGACCGGCAACAUGGAGCGCCUGGCGCUCUCCAACGCGCACCAGAAGGCGGACGACGCGCAGCGCAAGCACCACCUGUCGCAGAAGAAGCUGCUCGAGAUCAACCCGCGCCACCCCGUCGUGCGCGAGCUGCUGCGCCGCGUGCAGGACGACCCCGACGACCCGCUGGCGCUGGACUCGGCGCGCACGCUGCUGCGCACGGCCGCGCUGCGCUCGGGCUACCUGCUGCAGGAGGGGCAGGCCGUCGAGUUCGCCGACUCCAUCGACAGCAUGCUGCAGCGCGCGCUGGGCCUGCCGCCCGACGCGCAGCCCGAGGACGAGCCCGAGCCGGCCGCCGAGGCCGAGCUGGACGCCGAGCCGGACGAGCACGACGAGCUGUGAGCCGGACCCGCCUAGUGCAUCUGUGCUCUAAAUAAUCUUUUAUAUGUACAAAUAGUGACGCACGUUUCAAUGAUUCGAACGGUGAUACACCUUACGAGACAGCCCCUUUGACUUUACAAUAUUUUAUCCAAAACUACAUUCUCCAUUAAUGAACUUGUAACAGUUAUACAUAUUAUUUGUUUUAGUUUCGCCGUGUAUGUGAGAUGAAGGAUGUUAAUCCAUUUACGAUUUUAAUAUCUCUGUGAAGACUGCAUUUUUUUUUUUGUAUUAGUGUGCAUGAGUUGAGAAACUUGUGAAGUGUAAAUAAAUUAUUAUAAUUUAUUA
Messenger RNA from Zerene cesonia (dogface butterfly), 1692 nucleotides. Its product is annotated as endoplasmin-like. The record is from RefSeq and is a predicted model, not a curated record. The transcript is spliced from 5 exons. Bases 1 to 1368 code for a protein of 455 amino acids. Gene Ontology annotation, molecular function: ATP binding; ATP hydrolysis activity; ATP-dependent protein folding chaperone. NCBI's taxonomy places the organism in Eukaryota, Metazoa, Arthropoda, Insecta, Lepidoptera, Pieridae. Gene Ontology annotation, biological process: protein folding.